AUGCGACAGAGGAUCAAGCAACUCGACCUAGACGGUCGCGAGGGCCACGAUGCCAUUUUUGAGGCCUCCUACCUGGACGAUGUUCCGGCCGCCUUGGAGGAAUGGGGAGCGUCUCGCAUCCUACUAGUCGUGAGCACAACCCUCGAUACCAAAACGUCCAUGAUCAAAGACUUGGAGGCUCGGCUAUCCCAUUGUGUGCUACAAAAGAAAACGGGAGUGGGAAGUCACUCCCCGUACCGAGACAUCAUGGAUAUUGCCCAUACCAUUCAGUCACAGGGCAUUCAGGCCGUCAUCUCUAUCGGGUCCGGUUCCUACUCCGACGCAUGCAAGAUCGCCGUCAUGCUCAGUGCGACUCUCCCAGCCGGCUUCGGCACUGACGAUAUGGAAGCCCUGGUCGAUCAGGUUUACGGUCUGGCUGGCCCCGACGGGAUCAAAGCACCCACCACCAAGCUCAUCUGCGUGCCGACCAGUCUCAGCGCUGGGGAGUGGAACCACUAUGCCAGCGGCACCAAUGCUCAGGGCAAGAAACAGCACUUUGUGCAUCCCGAGGGAUCCCCGAGCUUGAUCCUGAUGGACCCGCGGAUCGCCAGUACCAUGCCCUCACACCUGUGGCUGGCGUCGGGUGUGCGGGCUGUGGAUCAUUUCGUGGAGACACUGUGCAAUCCUGAGUGCCACGAGGAAGCCACGGAGCACAUCAAGAAAGCGCUGCCAAUCCUGAUCCGGGGUCUCAAGGAUUAUCACACCGGUCAGGAAAAGCAUGAUGAAGAGGAAUUGCUCAAAGGCAUUUCGGAAUGUCAGCGCGGCUCACGAGACGCUCUUCUGCCCUUCAUUCAAUGGAAGAUUCAUAUGGGGCCAAGCCAUGCGAUCGGCCAUCAACUUGGAAGUGUCGCUGGUGUGCAGCAUGGAGUAACGAGUUGCAUCAUCUUACCCGCGACGUUGCGAUACACCAAGCCUCAAACCGCGGCUGCUCAGGAGAUAAUUCUCGACAUCUUCAACUCGGUGUUGGGGUUCCAGGAGACUGAAGCCGCUGACGCUAUGUUGCGAUUUGUGCAACUCCUGGGGAUGCCAUCCCGGCUGUCCGAGGUCAACGUGACCAGUGACGAGCAGUUGCACAAGAUUGCCGAUAUGACUUUGACCGACGUCUUGGCAGAAAAAGGGAACCUGCCGGACAGAGCUGGUGUGCUGCAGAUCCUCGAAAUGGCUCGGUAA
Messenger RNA from Aspergillus tubingensis, 1209 nucleotides. Its product is annotated as iron-containing alcohol dehydrogenase. The coding region runs from base 1 to 1209 and encodes 402 amino acids. NCBI's taxonomy places the organism in Eukaryota, Fungi, Ascomycota, Eurotiomycetes, Eurotiales, Aspergillaceae. The transcript is spliced from 4 exons. Gene Ontology annotation, cellular component: mitochondrion. Gene Ontology annotation, molecular function: alcohol dehydrogenase (NAD+) activity; metal ion binding. The record is from RefSeq and is a predicted model, not a curated record.